Lytechinus variegatus (green sea urchin) is the source of this 699-nucleotide messenger RNA. RefSeq names its product plasminogen-like. The record is from RefSeq and is a predicted model, not a curated record. The coding region runs from base 1 to 699 and encodes 232 amino acids. Lineage: Eukaryota; Metazoa; Echinodermata; Echinoidea; Temnopleuroida; Toxopneustidae. The transcript is spliced from 5 exons.
AUGUUUUCUUUUGCUUGCUUGCUUUUCAACAAUUUUACCGAGCAGAAAGCCUCGUUCGACGCUCUAACCUUGGAUUCUGCUUACGUUGAGGCAGAGUGCUACACCAAUCCGACUGGCACGGACUACUACGGGUACGUUUCGCAGACCGAAGACAACUUUGUGUGUCAGCGGUGGGAUGUCAACUAUCCUAACAAGAGAAACGAUGCUAAGAAGAGCAAACCACGACACAACAAACUAGUCUUCGGAAGCCAUAACUACUGCAGAAACGACGGCACGGGUCCUGAUGGGGCUACCAAUAGACCAUGGUGCUGGAUCGCUGAUCCGGUCGCGAUCGAUGCUGGAAACAGAUGGGGCUACUGUGACACAGAGAAGUAUCUGAGCGCCUCAUGUCCAAACAAAGGCAACCCUGUUGGCCAGGACAGAGUUGGGAUCUUCCCUGAGUGCAUGACCACCGCUCUCGGUAUCGAUUACGCAGGCAGCGUGAACGUCACCGAGACUGGUUUACCGUGCAUGGAUUGGGCCGAUCUAAAUGAGGCCAACAAAUACAACGCCGCUUUCAGUGACCAAGGCAACAAAUGCCGGACACUAAGUGACAGUGACCAAUGGGGGCGCCCUUGGUGUUUCGUGACGACGAGCCUGAGCGAGAAAUGUCGGGUCAAGGAUCAUUACGAUCAAUGUUUCCCAGCCGUAGCUGCUUAG